AUGGUCAAACCUUGUGAUCCAUCCAUGUCGGCUAGAAACUCGAUUGCUUCCCUAUCGUCUGGCUCAACGAAGGUUGAGACACGUCUCGUUGAUAUUCCAUCUAGAACGUCGUUCUGUUCUCAUGUAUCCGGUCAAGAAGGUGCUAUGAUUCCUAGUAGUAGCAGUAAAGACGAUGAUCUUCUUAGUUCAUCCAGUGAUGAAAUCGAAAAGAUGGCUAUGAAUACACUAGAACAUUUGGAAGAGACAAAAACCCCUGGUAUAUUAAAUCAUCAACUUGGCGAUAGCAAUAGCAAGGACAGCCCGACUAAAGAUCAACUAGGACCCGAGAAAUUGAAGGACACUGAAGAAGCUCAAGGCAUGCCUGAGCUUCGCUAA
Messenger RNA from Cooperia oncophora, 375 nucleotides. The record is from the annotation of a GenBank genome assembly. NCBI's taxonomy places the organism in Eukaryota, Metazoa, Nematoda, Chromadorea, Rhabditida, Trichostrongylidae.